CGGUGUGUGCCUCUGGAUGUGUCGUCUUUGAUUACGCGUCGUGACCCUCGCUCCCCGUCGUCUUGGAAGCUCUUCGUGGGCGGUCUUGACUGGAGCACCACCCAAGAGACUCUACGCAGCUACUUUUCCCAAUAUGGAGAAGUUGUAGACUGUGUGAUCAUGAAAGAUAAAACCACCAACCAGUCUCGAGGCUUUGGGUUUGUCAAAUUUAAAGACCCAAACUGUGUGGGGACGGUGCUGGCCAGCAGACCACACACACUGGACGGCCGAAACAUCGACCCAAAGCCAUGCACACCUCGGGGGAUGCAGCCGGAGAGGACACGGCCGAAGGAAGGAUGGCAGAAAGGACCCAGGAGCGAUAACAGUAAAUCAAAUAAGAUAUUUGUCGGUGGGAUCCCUCACAAUUGCGGUGAGACAGAGCUCAGGGAAUACUUCAAGAAAUUCGGAGUGGUCACAGAAGUGGUCAUGAUCUACGACGCAGAGAAACAGAGGCCUCGAGGUUUUGGAUUUAUUACUUUCGAGGACGAACAAUCAGUGGACCAGGCUGUCAACAUGCAUUUUCACGACAUCAUGGGCAAAAAAGUGGAAGUUAAACGGGCCGAGCCACGCGACAGCAAAAGCCAAGCGCCGGGACAGCCAGGUGCCAGCCAGUGGGGCAGCCGGGUCGUGCCCAGUGCUGCUAAUGGCUGGGCAGGCCAGCCCCCACCCACGUGGCAGCAAGGAUACGGCCCACAAGGAAUGUGGGUACCAGCCGGACAGGCAAUCGGUGGCUAUGGACCGCCCCCUGCGGGAAGAGGAGCCCCCCCACCGCCGCCACCGUUCACCUCUUACAUUGUGUCCACCCCUCCCGGAGGCUUCCCCCCUCCUCAGGGCUUCCCACAGGGCUACGGUGCCCCUCCACAGUUCAGCUUUGGCUACGGGCCCCCGCCUCCACCGCCGGAUCAGUUUGCCCCACCUGGGGUCCCUCCUCCACCUGCUACUCCAGGGGCAGCACCUCUGGCCUUCCCACCGCCUCCAUCUCAGGCCGCCCCCGACAUGAGCAAGCCCCCGACGGCCCAGCCAGACUUCCCCUACAGCCAGUACGGUUACGGACAGGACUUGGCCGGCUUCGGACAGGGCUUCUCAGAUCCCAGCCAGCAGCCCCCCUCGUAUGGGGGCCCCUCAGUGCCGGGCUCGGGGGGCCCCCCCGCCGGCGGAAGUGGCUUUGGACGAGGUCAGAACCACAACGUGCAAGGAUUCCACCCGUACCGACGCUAGCUGGCCGGCGCCGUGUGGACGUCAGGGCGGCCGAGACCCAGGAUUUAAAACUUGUGAACUCGUGACAAUCACAAACUUGGCAGAAAAAUAACGGCUCACCGUUGGGGGGAGGGGGGCGAGAGGCUUUUGGAGGCGGCUGUGGGUGUCUGGACUGAAGUUUUUAAACAUAUUUCUUUCUCUAACCCAUCAGCACAAUAAAAAAAAGUCACUGGUUCAACAACAGGGUUUAAAAAAAAUGUCUUCAGCUUUAAUUCAAAACUUCAGGUUUCUUUUUCUUCCUUUUUUUUGAAAUUAUUUUCCUGAGCCUUUUGUUUUACCGUAUAUUGUAAACUUUUAUGUUAAAGAAAAAAUAUACAUUUACAAAUUGUGAGAUUUUUAAGAGAAAUUUUCUACGAUGUAUACUGGCUUAUUUUUUAAUUUAAAGCAGGGUUUCCGUCGGCACUGGUGGCAGUGAGGGGCGUUUCAGUGCCUCACUCCUGGCUUUGAGGGUCGGGGCUUGUUGGUCCAGAAACUCUGGGAGCUUACAGAAAAAGUCUACUGAGCGUGUUUUGUUUUUUGUUUAUUCCUUGCUUUUGUCGACUGACCUGCCUGGCAGCGCCCGCAGGUGCGCCGUGGGGGCCGCGCCCGCCCAGCCUCUGCCGGCGCCGCCCCGCGUCCGCCCCGGCAGCAAGGACAAGGAGGCCUUGUCAGCCGCUCUCCCGCGCACGUGGUUUCAGGGCGUCCCCACCGACCAGUUUGACCCUGGUUUGAAUAAAGAGAAGUGCGUUUGGAUUAGAAA
Neofelis nebulosa (Clouded leopard) is the source of this 2035-nucleotide messenger RNA. RefSeq names its product DAZ associated protein 1 (gene DAZAP1). Gene Ontology annotation, cellular component: cytoplasm. The annotation marks the transcript as partial. The record is from RefSeq and is a predicted model, not a curated record. NCBI's taxonomy places the organism in Eukaryota, Metazoa, Chordata, Mammalia, Carnivora, Felidae. The transcript is spliced from 12 exons. Gene Ontology annotation, molecular function: RNA binding.